Molecule: messenger RNA, 6437 nt
Organism: Lagopus muta (rock ptarmigan)
Lineage: Eukaryota; Metazoa; Chordata; Aves; Galliformes; Phasianidae
Product: tubulin alpha-3 chain-like
Exons: 4
Coding region: 2912-4159 (415 amino acids)
Biological process (GO): mitotic cell cycle; microtubule cytoskeleton organization
Cellular component (GO): cytoplasm; microtubule
Molecular function (GO): structural constituent of cytoskeleton; GTP binding
Source: RefSeq, a predicted model, not a curated record
CGGACGUGUUGCGGUGGAGUGCCGUGCAGUCGAGGCUCCUGAGCCUAACGAGGCGCCAUGGUGGGAGUGGGAACUCGGGUUGGGGAGAGGAAGGGAACCUGGGAUGGCUUUUGCCGCGGCGGGUUUGGGGAGUCGAGAGUGACCUGUGCUGCGGCGGAGCUCGCGGAGCGCUGCCGCUUGCGGCCCUGCGGUAGCGUAAGGCCGUGUGUGGGAGUGGAGAAAUUAACAUGAGAACUGAGAGUUCGAGGGAGGUGACGUGUAGAAGUUGUCUGGUGGUAAAUGAGACAAAACAGGUGGAAAAGCAACGAAACCGGCUUUGCAGUGCGAAGGACGACGGUUGAGGGACAAGAACGCCUACCGCAUCGGCGGCGGCAUUUCUUGUGGUGCCUAAAACGAUUGGGGGCUGCACGCAGCCAAACAGAGGAAAGGCGUGUGUCCGGCGGCCAAUGGCGUGCCACCGUGCCGUGAAGGGGCGCGGCUGUGCGGCGGUGUCUGCGCCUCUGCUCCCGCCCCAGACUGCGCGGGGCUGCGCGCUGGGGAACGAGAGCCUGGGGUGGUGUGAAAGCGUUGGAAGCUCAUUGCCAACCCAAUAGAAGUGCAGAUAAAUGCAGAGUGAGCCUCACUGGCAAAAGGCUAGUGACAGAACCACGAGGGUGAGAAUUCAAACAUGUAGUUGAAGAUGAGAGUUUUGAUGAAGCUUUAAAGACGCUCUCUACCUCUGUGUUUUCCUAGAUCAGCUAAAUACACAGUAAUAGUAUAUAAUAUAUGUAUAGUAUAUAAUAAUAAGCUCGAAUAAGAGUUUCAGUCUCAGAUGUAAAACAAAAUUGGGGUUUUGAGUGAUUUAAACGUAAGUGCCAUGCUUCCUCACCCAGAUGAUUUAGUAGAGGAACCCAAAUAUGAGUGGAUUGCCUGGCACUAGUUAUGUGCUUAUUGUAAAGGAAAACAUACUUAGAGGUCUUGUGCAGAAAAGAUUCUUGCAACAUUACUCAGUACAUUAUUGUCAACAGAUCAAGGAAAUAAAGGGUUAUUAUAUAAAGAAGGCUUCUAAAACCAAAGAAAGGUGAAAAAGAGACUAAACGGAAUAUUAUACACAGGAUAUACGUGCUCUGUGGUAAGGAAUGAUGAUACUGCAUUCAUCCUGCGUGACCACGUGGUAUCUAAGAUCCUCCAACAUUCUCAACGUUAAAUCCUAGAAUCUUUACAGUUGGUCAUCUGGUCAAACUCCCCGGCAAUGAUUAGGGAAAAGCACAGCUAGAUUAGAUUGCCCAGGGCUUGAUCCCACCUUGCCUUGUAAGUCUCCAGGAAUGAGGCAUCAACCACAACUCUAGGCAGCCUGUUCCAGUGCUUUGCCACCCUUGCUGUAAAAAACUGUUUCCUUCUAUCCAACCUAAAUGUGUUUUACUUUGUGACGUUCGCCUGUACCCACUGCUCAAGCCUGCUUAGGUCCCUCUGGAUGGCAUCCUGUUCCUCUGGUGUGUCAACUGCAGCCCACAGCUUGGUGUCAUUAGCAAACUUGCUGAGGGUGCACUUGACCCCACUUUUGAUGUUGCUGAUGAAGGUGGUAUCAAAGAGUACCAGUCCCAGCACUGAUCCCUGGGGGACGCUGCUUGUCACCGAUCUUCAUCCAGACACUGAGCCAUUGGCCACUGCUCUCUGGACUCGAUUCUGCAGCCAGUUGUUCAUCCAUUGAACAGUCCACUCAUCAAAUCCAUAUAUUUCAUAUAUAUUUUCAUAUAUUUCCAUAUAUUUAAGGACUGUGAUUGAAGGACUCUGACACAAUACCCCACAACAUCCUUCUCUCCAAAUUGGAAAUACAUGUGGCUCUUCUGUUGUCCGUUGAUGCAGUGACACUGCCAUAAAAGACUGCUAGGUUGGUCAAGCAGGAUUUGGCCUUGGUGAAGCCGUGCUGGUUCUCCCUGCCUUCCAUGUGCCUUAGCUCACAGAGGUGAGACUGAUGGGUUGGUAGUUUUGAGGGUCAUCAUAUUAUCCUUCUUAGAAGUGGGUGUGCUGUUGACUUUUUCCAGUCACCAGAGACUGAUUGCCAGGACUUUGCAGAUGUCAUGGAGAGUGGCUUGGUGACCACAUCAGCUAAUUCCCUAAGGACUCUGGGAUGCAUUUCAUCGGGACUCAUAAACUGGCAGAUGUUCAGGUUCCUCAGGUGGUCAAAAACGUCAUCUUUGCUUACAGUGGGAGGGACGUUGCUUCCCCAGUUCCCUCCUGCUAAACCAAACAUUUGAGGGCUGUUUGGCGAGCAGUUAUCAGAGAAGAUUGAAGCAAAGCAGUUGUUAAGUACCUCAGCCUUCUCCUUGUCUGUUGUUACCAGAUCGCCUGUGUCACUUACUAGGCAUGGUAUGCAUUCCUGGACUUUCCUUUUCUGGAUGAGGUACCUGUAGAAGCCUUUCUUGUUCUUCUUGGUAUCCCUUGCCAAAGUUAGGCCAAGCUGGGCCUUGGCUUUCCUGACCCCCUCCCUGCACAGACUUGCAGCUUCUUUGUAGUCUUCCCAUGGUACCUGUUUGCACUGCCUGUACGUUUUCUUCUUGCUCUUCCAUUUGACCAGCAGGUCCUGGUUCAGCCACGCCUGUCUCUUGCCUUCCUUUCCUGACAGCGUAGAUCAGCAGCAGUGAGUAGAUUCAUGCUAGCAGCAGACUGUUGGGUCAUUUUAAUUGUCACUCAAGCAGCCGAGGUAAUAAUGCAGCAGGGAAAGAUCACUACGGUAUAACCCACAGAUAGCAAGUUAUUUUGAGAGUGAAAUCUAAGUGACGGAUAGCCCCAGAUCUCACGUUAUCAUUGUCCUUUUUUUUGUUUGCAGCGUGAAUGCAUAUCCAUCCAUGUUGGUCAGGCUGGUGUUCAGAUUGGCAAUGCAUGCUGGGAAUUGUAUUGUCUUGAACACGGGAUCCAGCCUGAUGGUCACAUGCCCAGUGACAAAACUAUUGGAGGCGGAGAUGAUUCAUUUAACACUUUCUUCAGUGAGACGGGAGCUGGUAAACAUGUUCCCAGAGCAGUGUUUGUGGACCUGGAGCCAACGGUAGUCGAUGAAGUACGUACAGGCACAUAUAGGCAGUUGUUCCACCCUGAGCAGCUCAUUACUGGGAAAGAAGAUGCAGCUAAUAAUUAUGCCAGAGGCCAUUACACCGUUGGAAAAGAGAUUGUUGAUCUAGUGUUAGACCGCACGCGCAAAGUGGCUGAUCUGUGCACUGGGCUGCAAGGUUUCCUUAUCUUUCACAGUUUUGGAGGAGGCACUGGUUCAGGGUUUACAUCUCUGCUCAUGGAAAGGCUCUCUGUUGACUAUGGCAAAAAAUCUAAACUAGAAUUUGCAAUUUAUCCAGCACCACAGGUUUCUACUGCUGUAGUGGAACCUUACAAUUCAGUUUUAACUACUCAUACAACACUGGAGCAUUCAGACUGCGCAUUCAUGGUAGAUAAUGAAGCCACUUAUGAUAUAUGUCGUCGCAACCUGGACAUAGAACGUCCCACUUAUACCAAUUUAAAUCGACUAAUUGCGCAAAUUGUUUCAUCCAUCACAGCUUCACUACGUUUUGAUGGAGCCCUUAAUGUAGAUCUGACAGAAUUUCAAACUAACCUUGUUCCGUACCCACGAAUCCAUUUCCCCUUGGUAACAUAUGCCCCUAUCAUCUCUGCUGAAAAAGCCUACCAUGAGCAGUUAUCCGUGGCUGAAAUUACCAAUGCUUGCUUUGAACCAGCCAACCAGAUGGUAAAAUGUGACCCACGUCAUGGUAAAUACAUGGCCUGCUGUAUGUUAUACAGAGGUGAUGUUGUCCCUAAAGAUGUCAACGCAGCUAUCGCUACUAUCAAGACUAAACGUACCAUUCAGUUUGUGGAUUGGUGCCCAACUGGAUUCAAGGUGGGCAUUAACUACCAGCCUCCAACUGUGGUGCCAGGUGGCGACCUUGCAAAGGUGCAGAGAGCUGUAUGUAUGCUGAGUAAUACCACUGCCAUUGCUGAAGCAUGGGCUCGUCUCGACCAUAAAUUCGAUUUGAUGUAUGCCAAACGUGCCUUUGUACAUUGGUACGUUGGGGAAGGAAUGGAGGAAGGAGAAUUUUCCGAAGCCCGGGAAGAUCUGGCUGCCCUUGAAAAAGAUUAUGAAGAAGUUGGGAUAGACUCUGUAGAAGCAGAGGCUGAAGAAGAGGAUGAAUACUGAAAAUGCGGAAGUAAUAGAAAGUGUGUUCUGUAACAGCAACAAAUGAAUUGCAGAAUCCUGUUCGCUUGCUUGCUUGUUUUCAGAUGCAGUUUUAAAUGUUGUACUGUUCAUUUUUUUCUUUGUUACUGUUUACACACACAGUUGCUGCGUAAGAACCGUUUGAAAUUACAGUUUUUGGUAGCAUCUAGUCUUGCACAACGUAAAGAUUAAAUUACAAACUUGUGUACGUGUCUGUAACGCUGUAUUUAUCUAUUUAUCUAUUUAUCAAUUUAUCUAACUGUAGUAAGGGUAAGUGCCAUUACACUUUUGGUCUGAACUAGAAUAUUUGCUAAAAGCACCAAACUUGCUACUUAAAAAAAUAAAAUUAAAAAAAAAAAAUGGGGAGACUCAGCAGACAAAAGGUAAAAUUUUCCAACCAGCGUGCCCCCUUACACUCAGUUCCACCUUAGAUAGAAGGAAAAUAAAAUGUCAGAUGACCUGCUUUACAAUAGUCAUGUUUUGAAUUCCUACACUGACCUAUGAAAUACUUAUGUGUCCUUUAAUGCACAACUCUGUGGACACUGUAAGCUUUGAUGAAUUAAUAAAAAUUGGUCUUUUUUUUUUACCUGUUCUUACUGUUGGCAGAAAAUACAACUUCUAUUUGCGGGCAGUUAUUUUGUGGUGUGUUUUUUUUGUUUCUGGCUGGUUGGGUGGGUUGGGUUUGGUUUUUCAGAAAAGCCAUAUGGUUUUCAGUGAAAAGGACUGGAUGCAACUGACUGGUGUUAAGUAGCAGAUGCUUCUCUUCACAGAUUGUGUGUUCUUUUUUUUUUUCUGGGUGGAAUGUCAUUUGAGGCAACCUCUACAAAACCUGCUUUGUAGUGCUGUAAUUUUACACUGUCUGAUAGUAACAGUACACAUCCCAAAAGCCUUCAGUUUUAGUCCAAUCUAGCUACACUGUUUCAGCUAGUAUUUCUGGUUAAAGUUAAUAGGGAUAUCUCUGGAUAAAGAGAAGGAGAAUAUAUCUACGUGCUUUUAAUGUAACAGUUAACUCUCUACUAACUAGAAUAGUAUUCUGCAGCAGACAUUUUAAAAUCUAAAUUAAAGCUAAUGCACCAGAUCUGAUUUAUUUGCUGAGUAUUCUGCUUUUGUAAUUUAAAAAAUACCAAAAAAGCAUAUAGUGAUGUACGUGCUAUUUUUACUUUACCAAAGGAUGAACUUCUGUCUCAUGCCUGUAACAAUUUCUAAGCUUUUACAUUUUACUUUCUUAACAUGGAACUUCUUUGUACGCUAGUAGGAAAAAAGAAAGAGAUGGAUGACUUUGAAUACUCGAGAAAGUAUUACUGAAAGCCUGCAACUGAAUUCUAAAUUAUACUUGCUGUUGAAAGGGAUGCACAUCAUCACAACAUCAGAAGCAGCUUCAAAACAAUCUUCAGAGCAGGAAACCACAGUAUUACAAAGUACAGAGCUACUGGUUCCUUGAAUUCAGAUAGUGCCAGCCCAAACACUGGUCCUGUUCGUAACUACAAACUGAGUCUUCUGCUGCUGUCGUCUCUCGUACAGGUACAGGAGGAGCUGAGGAUUCUAGCAAUAAACCAGUAACCAGUGCUGUCUAGGUCCAUCUUAAGUUUAACAGUUGAGCACUUACCUGCACCUAAUAAGCAAGGAAGGGCUCUCUCGUGAGUAGCCUGCCAUUUGAGCACUAUCGUGGCUUUCGAAAAUCACACACUGAAUUCUACCUCGAACAGGCUCCUUAGUUACAUUGCUCAAGCCUCAGGAUGGAUGAAGAAUCAGCAUCACUGACAGCAUUAUUACUUCAUCUUUGUAUUAAUUGAAUCCAUCCUUAGAAGCGCGCUGAUUGACAGGAGGAAGGUGCUGUUAACACUGGGGAUGACAGCCUUGGGGGGGGUCCUGGAUCUACGGGAGCAUUGGACAAUCAUCAACGGCAUGCAGUUCAACAAAGGUAAACGCCGGCUUCUACAUCUGGCUCGGAGCGACGCCGGCCAGCUUGGCAGCUGGGCAGCUGGAGAGCCGCUCAGAAACAGCACUCGCCGUCCUCACCGCACAGCGGCACUUCCCGCUCCCACGGCGCCGCUCCUCGCGCCGCCUGCCUCCCUUCAGCGCUCCGUUCCGGGUUUGCCUCCCGCUCGCGAAAUCCGCAGCGCGAGGAGCUGGUGCCGCUUACGGCACAACACGCUGCGAUGCAAGAGCACGCCUGAAAGCACCGACGCCGCAACCCGAUAACGCAACCCGUACAAAGCGGCGCGUGACGGCGCGGAGGCGUGUCCAGGGGGCGGGCGGG